Messenger RNA from Colletotrichum fioriniae, 864 nucleotides. It is a transcript of the gene vps26, whose product is annotated as Vacuolar protein sorting-associated protein 26. Gene Ontology annotation, biological process: intracellular protein transport; retrograde transport, endosome to Golgi. The record is from RefSeq and is a predicted model, not a curated record. NCBI's taxonomy places the organism in Eukaryota, Fungi, Ascomycota, Sordariomycetes, Glomerellales, Glomerellaceae. Gene Ontology annotation, cellular component: endosome; retromer complex.
AUGUCGUACUUCUUCUCAACCCCCGUCGACAUCGACAUUGUGCUAGAGGACGCCGACGAGCGGUCCAUGGUCGAUGUCAAGCUCGACAAGAACCGGCGCGAGAAGGCGCCGCUGUACAUGGACGGCGAGUCCGUCAAGGGCGCCGUCACCAUCAGACCCAAGGAUGGCAAGCGGCUAGAACACACCGGCAUUAAGGUCCAAUUCAUCGGCACGAUAGAAAUGUUCUUUGACCGCGGAAACCACUACGAAUUCCUCUCCCUCGUCCAGGAGCUUGCGGCCCCGGGCGAGCUGCAGCACCCGCAGACAUUCGACUUCAACUUCAAAAACGUCGAGAAGCAGUACGAAUCGUACAACGGCAUCAACGUCAAGCUGCGCUACUUUGUCCGCGUCACCGUCUCCCGCCGCAUGGCCGACGUCAUCCGCGAAAAGGACAUUUGGGUCUACUCGUACCGCAUACCCCCCGAGAUGAACUCAUCCAUCAAGAUGGACGUCGGCAUCGAGGACUGCCUCCACAUUGAGUUUGAGUACUCCAAAUCCAAAUACCACCUAAAGGACGUCAUUGUCGGUCGUAUAUACUUCUUGCUCGUCCGCCUCAAGAUAAAACACAUGGAGCUGUCCAUCAUCCGGAGGGAGACGACGGGCGCCGCGCCGAAUCAAUAUAAUGAGAGCGAGACCCUAGUGCGUUUCGAGAUUAUGGAUGGCUCGCCUUCGAGAGGAGAGACGAUCCCCAUCCGCCUCUUCCUCGGCGGCUUCGACCUGACACCCACGUUCCGGGACGUGAACAAGAAGUUCUCCACCCGGUACUACCUCAGUCUCGUGCUCAUCGACGAAGGCAUGUCACAAAUCCCCUUCCCCAAUUCAUAA